CACCAGCUCCGGGCCGUUUUAUAUAAUUCUUUGUGCCAGAGGCAUUGAGCUUGUGUCUCCCCUUCUAGACAUCGCCAUUAUUGGAUGCACAGAUUAUUAUGAGCACCGCUGCGAUUAUUCCAGACUUUAACGGUUUCGAAUGGGACGGACCGUCAUUUUCCUCCAAGGUAAGUAGCGGUCGGUAUUCGACAGAUGCAGGAAGACAUGAACGCUUGUCGCAUUUAGGUAAUCUCCAAUCAUUGCACAGUCUCACCUUUCCGUGUGGCCAAGACACUGGUGCUCUCACAACACCUUGCCACCCCUCAUGGCAAUCCAGGCUGACACCUCACAGUCGACAUUCGAUAAUAUCCUCAGUCAAUUCGAGCAGGACCCUGUGUUCCUCGAUCCCUUGUACCAGACACCUGGUUAUUAUCUUCGGCCAAUGUCACCCAUCCCCAACAUACUCCUCACCCAAAUGCCAAACCCCUCUUCAAGUGAGCUGCACAAGACAGAAAAAGCCUCCUCUUAUAUCACCAAUAGCUGUAUUGGGAAAGAUGACCUACCUGCACAGGGCGGAGAGGUGCCGCAGUCGAAGCAUUCCAACAAGAACCUCGAUUCAUCCUGGACAGAUAUGAACCAGACAAAAGUCCUACCGCCAGCACUUACUACGGGGCUUUUGGAGCGACGCGACUCGACAAUAAGCAAUAAAGAGAGCCUCGUGGGCUUGGAAAAGACUCCCACUCAAGUAAAGAUGCGCUCGGCAUCACGCAGGCCAAAAAAGGUCGGCAAGAAACCCGCACUCCCUGCGCAUAUCGUUCAGGCUAGGCAGUGCCAUAACGAUGUUGAGAAGCAGUAUCGCACCCGCUUGAAGCAGAAAUUCGAGCGACUAUUGGCGGUGCUCCAAGCUUCAAAGGUGAAGGACGAGUCCGGCGGCGAAGGAGAUUCGGAAGCACCGGACUGUGGUUACAGUCGAGGGGAGGUGUUGGAUUUCGCAAGGCAGCGCAUCCUCGCCCUCGAGGAGGAGAACAGACGUCUGUCUGAUCAGGUACAGCACCUGGACAGACGCUUUACGAUCGUAUAAUGACACAAGAGAAGCUGGAUGUCGGCAACGACAACAUGUACAUAGGUAGUGCUAUAAGAUGUUUUUGGAUGUGAGUGUGGCUAACCACUCACUUAAGAGAUGUUUUUGCUUUGCGUGAGACACUCUGAGGUCCGUGC
Messenger RNA from Fusarium odoratissimum NRRL 54006, 1197 nucleotides. RefSeq lists its product as uncharacterized. Bases 305 to 1060 code for a protein of 251 amino acids. Gene Ontology annotation, molecular function: protein dimerization activity. The record is from RefSeq and is a predicted model, not a curated record. The transcript has 2 exons. Lineage: Eukaryota; Fungi; Ascomycota; Sordariomycetes; Hypocreales; Nectriaceae.